Messenger RNA from Ilex paraguariensis (yerba mate), 1876 nucleotides. The record is from the annotation of a GenBank genome assembly. Lineage: Eukaryota; Viridiplantae; Streptophyta; Magnoliopsida; Aquifoliales; Aquifoliaceae.
GUCAUAGUGCCGGUAGAUCUAUAUCAAUUUCCCUCGAACUUUACAGAUUCAAAAAUCGCCAAAAAGGAAAUUCAAUUUCCUUUUGCAUAUUGUCAUAUCUAUCUGUAUCUGUAUGUACGUCAAUUAUGUUUGAAAUUGUGAAAAGGAAGAUAAAAAAACGCAGGGUUUUGUGAUUGUUUGGGAAGAAUCGAGGAAAAAGAAUUCUAGGGUUUUUGCUUUUCCUAUGGCCGACGUGUUUUCUGUUGUUCCAGCUUCCGUUCUGAGAAACCUCUCCGAUAAGCUUUACGAGAAGAGGAAGAAUGCUGCUCUCGAGAUUGAGAAUAUUGUGAAGCAAUUGACCGUCGCGGGCGAGCACGAUAAGAUUGCGGCGGUGAUCAACUUGUUGACCAAUGAGUUCACUUACUCGCCGCAGGCCAAUCAUCGGAAGGGAGGAUUGAUAGGGUUGGCUGCCGCGACUGUUGGGUUGACUUCAGAAGCAGCACCGUAUCUUGAGCAAAUUGUACCGCCAGUGCUAAAUUCUUUUUCUGACCAAGAUAGCAGAGUCCGUUACUAUGCUUGUGAAGCUUUAUAUAACAUUGCAAAGGUUGUGAGAGGAGAAUUUAUUAUUUUCUUCAAUCAAAUCUUUGAUGCUCUCUGUAGGCUUUCCACAGAUUCAGAUCCCAGUGUACAGAGUGCGGCACAUCUUUUAGACAGACUUGUAAAGGAUAUUGUCACAGAGACUGAUCAAUUCAGCAUUGAAGAAUUUAUUCCAUUAUUGAGAGAGCGUAUGAAUGUUCUCAAUCCUUACGUCCGCCAGUUUCUGGUCGGAUGGAUUACCGUAUUAGACAGCGUUCCCGAUAUAGAUAUGCUGGGUUUUCUUCCUGAUUUUCUUGAUGGGUUGUUUAAUAUGUUAAGUGAUUCUAGCCAUGAAAUAAGGCAACAAGCUGAUUCAGCCCUUUCAGAGUUUCUUCAAGAGAUCAAGAAUUCUCCAUCUGUAGAUUAUGGUCGCAUGGCUGAGAUACUGGUACAGAGGGCAGCUUCGUCCGAUGAAUUCACUCGGUUGACUGCUAUUACUUGGAUAAAUGAGUUUGUAAAACUUGGUGGAGAUCAGCUUGUUCCUUAUUAUGCUGAUAUUUUGGGAGCUAUUUUACCUUGCAUAUCGGAUAAGGAAGAGAAAAUAAGAGUUGUUGCUCGUGAAACAAAUGAAGAACUGCGUGCUGUCAAGGCUGUUCCAGCUGAAGGAUUUGAUGUUGGAGAAAUUCUCACUAUUGCAAAGAGGGAGUUGUCCAGUGAAUUGGAGGCAACUCGAAUUGAAGCAUUGCAUUGGUUUUCAACUCUCUUAACCAGACAUCGUGUGGAGGUAGUACUCAUGGUGCUUGAGGUGCAUGCAUGUAUUGCCAAAGAUCCGCAACACUUUUGCCAGCUUCUUGUUUUCUUAGUUCAUAACUUUCGGGUCAACAACUCUCUCCUGGAGAAGCGUGGUGCUCUGAUAGUCCGUCGACUUUGUGUACUUUUAGAUGCUGAGAGAGUGUACCGGGAGCUCUCCAUUAUUCUUGAGGGGGAAUCUGACCUGGAUUUUGCGUCAAUUAUGGUUCAGGCUUUGAAUUUGAUUCUGCUUACUUCCUCAGAGUUGGCUGGACUUCGGGAUCUUCUAAAACAAUCUCUUGUCAAUGCUGCCGGGAAGGACUUAUUUCUUUCUUUGUAUCCUUCAUGGUGCCAUUCACCAAUGGCAACAAUAAGUCUUUGCUUCUUAGCUCAGACUUACCAACAUGCAAGUUCUGUCAUUCAAUCUCUGGCUGAGGAGGAUAUUAAUGUCAAAUUCUUGGUCCAGCUGGACAAAUUGAUCCACUUACUGGAGAUACCAGUCUUUGCUUAUCUUAGGUUGCAGGUGCUUUAA